Malus domestica (apple) is the source of this 966-nucleotide messenger RNA. Its product is annotated as nascent polypeptide-associated complex subunit alpha-like protein. The record is from RefSeq and is a predicted model, not a curated record. NCBI's taxonomy places the organism in Eukaryota, Viridiplantae, Streptophyta, Magnoliopsida, Rosales, Rosaceae. Gene Ontology annotation, cellular component: cytoplasm; nascent polypeptide-associated complex. Gene Ontology annotation, biological process: protein targeting to membrane.
UAAACGGUCCAGGAGUGAGAUCUGAAUCCCUAAACCCUAAAAAACAAGCUCAACCCUGAAAAAACUUGGUUCACCUCGCGCAGCUGCUUUUGCCUCCACAGUCCACCCUCUUCAGUCUUCCCUUUCACGCUGCUACUUCCUCUGCUCCAACUCCAAGCAUGACUGCCCAAACUCAAGAAGAGCUCCUUGCUGCCCAGCUUGAACAGCAAAAAGUUCAUGAUGAUGAACCGAUAGUCGAGGACGAAGAUGAUGACGAUGAUGAUGAUGAUGAAGAUGACGACCAUGAUGACGAUGUUGAAGGACAAGGAGAUGGAAGUGGUAGGUCUAAGCAGAGCAGAAGUGAGAAGAAGAGUCGCAAGGCGAUGUUGAAACUUGGAAUGAAAGCAAUUCCAGGUGUCAGCCGUGUGACUGUCAAGAAGAGCAAGAAUAUUCUGUUUGUCAUCUCAAAGCCAGAUGUCUUUAAGAGCCCCGCUUCCGAUACAUAUGUCAUUUUUGGGGAAGCAAAGAUUGAGGACUUGAGCUCACAACUUCAAACUCAGGCCGCGGAGCAGUUCAAGGCUCCUAACCUAAAUACUGUGACAGCAAAGCCCGAGCCAUCAACUUUGGCUCAAGACGAUGAAGAUGUGGACGAAACUGGUGUAGAACCCAAGGACAUCGAGUUGGUGAUGACUCAAGCUGGGGUUUCAAGAUCAAGAGCAGUUAAGGCACUCAAAGCAGCAAAUGGUGACAUUGUUUCUGCCAUCAUGGAAUUAACAAACUGAGCCGCCUUGUAGUGGUGUAACUUACCAUUUGAUGAAUUUUUCUCUUUUCACCUUGCAUCGUCGUGUCUACUUGAGAAUUUGAAGUUCAAAUUUGGGGAUCUUUUUACGAAAUAUUUGAUGUAUCGGUAUGAGAUAACUAUGUUGUGAUGAAUGGUUUUGAUUGUGUUUCACCUGAAUUCAAGUAUAAAUCCCUUCAUAAACGUAA